UUAGCUCAAAAUGAAAGUUAAUUGAUCCGUUCGGAAGUUAUUUAAGGUCAAAGUUUGAAAAAACUAACUUUCAAAAAAUUGUUACUUUUAAAAUUCUUUUCAUUGUAGGCCACGUACAGCCGUACAGCAUAAAAGACGCAAAAAAGAAAAUUUUUUAAUGUUAGAACAUGAGAAAGAUGAAGAAAUAAGAAUUUCGAAUACAUUGAUAUAACAUUGGACAACUUUAACGAGGUAAUGUAAGAACUAUAAGACAAAUCGCCACACCAUUACAUCCCAACUAACUAUUCUGCUAGUGUUAUCUCUUCUAGCCCUCUUACGACUUACGAACUCAGUGACUUUCAUUGACGAUAAAAGGGCGGGAAACGAUUCAAAGGGCACUCUCGAGUCGCGCGUCGAGCUGUAGAGAAGCAUUCCUUUGUCAUCUUGUUUUUUUUUUUUUUAAUUACUUCUCGCAUUUCCGGAAAGCAGGCGCGUGAUUGGCGAACACGACGCGACCCACUUUGGCGAAUGUCGAUUCCGAACGAAUCGGCCGACGGCCGUUACGUGGGAGAAGCGAGAGCGAUCAAAGAGGUAGGAAAUGGGAAAGAGAGAGCGAGUGUAGAUACAGAUUGUUACAGAUAGACGGGUGUGCGCUGUGCGCCUCUCGCUGCUCGCCGCUCGCGAAACCAACGAAACGUCCAGAAACGUCGACGGUUAUAUACCAGUGAUUAGGUGUGGUACGUGGUACGUGGUACGUGGUACAUGGUACAUCUUCGCAGCUCGCGAAUGAUUCAGAGAAUUCUUGAUCACGAGAAGAGGGUGGUUCGUGGUCUCGGGUUCGUCUGUUCAUAAACGAACGGUCGUAAGGGCGGGCGACGACGACCGAGAUAAUCGAGUUCGUCGUCGUCGUCAUCGUUCAGAACGUGGCAGCGGUUUCACAACGGCGGUGGCCGAAUGAAAUCUCGCUACUCAAAAGAGAAAAGGUAUGAUAACGCACAUAACCGUUUCUUGGCCGCGAGCGCACGGCACACACACACACACACACACACACUCACGCGCGCUCGCGCGCUAAUGACCUCGUUCUAAUCGUCGCCUAGUUGCUGCUUUCCGAUGUCGUGGCCAACUUGUCGUCACGGGGUAACCGAUACCGUUUCACUCGAUUUCGUCCCGAUUAAGAUUCGCCUGUAGCUCGCCGCUGAUCGCGGCAUAUGGCAGUGAAAACGUCUCGCUUGUGAGGUCAUAUUUGUUUACCUGUCGUUAUUUCGAUUUGGUCAAUUUGACCUUCAUUCAGAUGACAAUUUGGUAUCACUCUCACAAAGAUCCGUACUGCUCGUAGGUAUAUGUAGACUGCAGUUUUUUAAGUUUGCUUUCAACAGCGUGUUUUUCCGCUACAUUCCAUCCCUUUCAAGCAUCGAGAAGUAGAUGCCGUGAUUCGAUUAGACGACGAAUGUUCCGAGCUUAUUUCAUAAACAGUAAAAAAGAUAAUAAGACAAAUGAAAAAUAGUUUAUAUAAAAAAAAACGGAAACAUUAAACGCCAAAGACUUGAACUAAUUUAAUGGAAUGAUGCUAGUUGCUCAAAAAUAUAUCUCUUGUGGUUUUUCUUCCUCUCCUUUCUCUUAUCUAUGAUGAAAAAAUAGUUUUGGAGCUAUAUAUGUAUGUAGGAUAAGUUUUGAUUAUUAUUGAAUAAUAUACUUGUCCUAUACUUUAGUGAGUAUCAAUAUCUUUUUUUGAUCUAUUGUAUUAUCUAACUGUUACAGAACAUCUAAUGUGAAAUAUAAAUAAAAUAAAUGUUAUAACUAAUGACAACAAAAUUAGAAGUACUUUGUUUUGUAUUUUAUUGGUUUCUUUUUGAUAAUCAGGCACUUUCCAUGAGUAGGUUCUUCGGUUUAUUUUUGCUAGAUCUCUAUUACUAAAUUUCACGUUAUUCUGUUACAUUGAAGAUUGCCUAUUUUGACAAGAUUUAAUAUUCAAUAGCUAUUGCUUAUUUGAAAUAUAUCAAAGAUUAUGCUUACCCAACUCGAUUUAUACCAGAGUUAUAACAUUGAUGUUAUAAAACUGGCCAACCAUAAGUAUUCCUGUAAAGAAUGGAAUAACUGCAAUUGGUCAGUUUCAUAAUUACAGAUAUUACUAAACCCAAUUAAUGAUAACGUGUAAACGUAGUAAAAAUUUAAUGAAAAUGUGUUAUACAAGAUCAAUUAUUAUGGAUGUGUGACUUGUUUUUGUUUACAUCACAGUUUCUUGUUGUUUUUGGGAAUCUUACUUAGCUUUACUCUAUUCUAUACAUAUUCUGUCGUAUAUUUUGAUCAUACACAUUAAUAUAUUUACUGAAAUCUGUUGUAGGUCAGUUAGCAUAAAUUUAAACAUUGAUUUAAAUAUAUCUAACUGUGUUCUUGCAUGAGAGAAUCACCAUGAGUCAAGACGAUGUCAUAAAAAAUCUACGAUCAUGCCUGAUAUCAUGCAAAGGUGGUAUCAAGUUGGACAACUUGAGUGCGGACUAUCGUACAGUAGCAGGAGAACCAUUACCUUUCAGACAAUUUGGAUAUUCUUCUGUUGAAGCCUUUGUACGCAAUAUUCCGGAUGUUACAUUGACCAAGAAAUGUGGAGAACUAUAUGUGGAAGCUGUACCUUCUAAAUCCACAGCACAUCUUACAAAAUUAGUUUCGCGGCAGAAGAGUGCUCGACGAAGAAUACGACCACAGCCAAAAAAAUGGACACCACCUCGACGAACAAAAGGUUUUUCGCCUGGUUUUAAAAAUAAUAAUUCCAGCAGUGGCUUGCAACCUAACAGGAAUAAUUACGUUAGUUCUUCCAAUUCUUUUACUAGAUCUACACCUGGCAAGAGUAACUUGUAUACAGAUUUUUGCAGGUAUUUACCUAAACCUCUUAUGGAAACUAUAGUACAGCGUCCAUUACCACAGAACAUAACACCAAGUACUCCCAAAUUACAGAGACUGAUUGAAGUGGCAGAGCCAGUGAACCAAAGUUACUCCUCUAAUAAUUGUAAUUUAAGAUUAAAAGUAUUAAAUGACAAUACAGCAGCUUCGUCUGUGAUAAAUCAAAAACCAAAGACUGUAGAGUUGAAAACCUCAAAACUAAGCGAAAGACUCAAAGUUACUCCUCCCGUAACGCCUUCAAUACCGAUUAAUAAUUACAAUAGCAGUGGUACAACUACGCCUGUCCCAUCUAUCCUUAAUAUACCGCAGAUUGGCGCUCAUAUAUUCGAGAAGUCCUACCCGGUGGAUGCGGCGACCGAGGAAGAAGCUGAGAAAAUUGUAGCACGCAAGGCUUUGAAAAGUCUUGCUGAAGAAUCAUCGAAUCACGAGGUGACGACUAUCGAUACGGAAUUGAUAAAAAGACGCAUUUUGAACAUCGUAACUGGGCAUCAAAGUGGAGUCUUCAUGCAUCUAUUACCCGACUGUUAUAAUGAAAAAUAUGGAGAGGCCUUACCUCACAAUUGGCAAAAAAUUAUUGAUGACUGCAUUGAUAUUAUUCAGGAGAAAGGCGUCGGGGAUUCCACAAUACUUUGUCUAAUCUCCCCAAGUUCGAAACGAUCGGAAAGUAACUCCACGCUGUCAUCCAAAAUUUCAUCUGAGAAUAUCUUCCCGUCUAACAAAAAGAUACAGUUAAGUCCGAUUGGAUCUGUCGCGCCCGACAUAUUGCCGAUACCCGAUGCGGCUAUUUGGCUAGUGUGUGCCACUUGUGUUAUAAAUACCGUCGAAAUUUGGGUUCGACUCUACGAUCAAAAUGACGAGUUUGUUGAUAUGACAAACGAAAUGAUGAGGCAUUAUGAUCAAAUGAGCGAACGCACCUCGCCAGCGGUAUGCGUACCUAACGAUUUCUAUGUCGUUUUAGAAGAAAAUUAUUGGCAUAGAGUACAAUGCAUAGAUUUUGAUGAUGAAACCAGAAUGGCCACGGUUUUCUUUAUCGAUGAAGGACUCGUGGAACGAUACAAACCUGACGUCUUGCAUCCUUUGGACAGAAAAUUUUGCGUUCUUCCAUGUCAGGCUAUCAGAGUAGGCCUUUAUGGAUUAAAAGACUUCCGCGAUUGUGAUCAAAUAGUACCAGAAAUCGAAAAUUAUCUGCUAAUUGAUCAAGUAUUUAACGUGAGAGUACAUGGUAGAGAUGCCGAUGAAUAUGGCUCAUAUGUAACGGUGACUUUUUAUGAUACAAGUAAAGAUGAAGAUAUUGAUAUUAAUCAAGUCCUAGCCAAUAAAAUUUUAGAAAACUUUGCUGUCGCUUUUAAAAUGCGGCGGGGACAAUUAACUGAAUUAUAUGUGACGCACGUAGACGAACAAGGUAAAGUUUAUGCACAAAUAAAUUCGUUCGCCAAAACGGUAUUAAAUGGCGCAAAUAUGUCUACAAAUAAUGCUACAAGAGUCGAGGGGAUUACCUUCACAAAAACGUACCUUGCAAAGUGGAAUUCACAAUGGUAUAGAGCAAGAGCGAUUGACAUUUUUGAACAGCAAGGGGAGGUAGCAUUACUUUUGAUUGAUAUCGGUCGAACCGUUCGGAUAUCGAGGAAUAAUCUCUUUGACAUUGACAAAGCCUCACAGAUUUUACAAUGCAUUCCUCAGCAGGCGAUGCAAAUCUUUCUGCACAACAUUGAUCAAUUGAUGUACGAAAGGCUGACAAGAUUUCGUGAAUUAGUCUCCGACACAGAUUUACUUUUAGCGAAAGUCAUCGAGAUUAGUAUGUCCGGGGUUCCAGUGGUAGAGAUUUUCAAAAGAAUCGGGCCGAGUAACAUGUUGGUCUCGAUAAAUACAUCGUUGAUUUAUGAAGACAAACUAUCAAAAGUUAACGAAGAUGGCAAUAAUAAUAACAAGCCUAAGAAACGUCUGGAUCGUGGAAAUUCUCGAGGUCCAGAAUUGGUUGAAAAAUUGAAUCCACCCGUAAUUUCGGAUAUCGGCCAAUAUUUCGACGUUCAUAUCACAUUGGUGUCGCAUCCAGGACACUUCAUUGUGCAACCGUUAAACAAUGCGGACGAAUUGAAAGCAAUGAUGAACGAUUUGCAAAAUUGCUACGAGGUGAACAAUGAUCCACCUUUAGAGUAUAUCAAUGAAGGUAAACUUUAUGCAGGAAAGUACCGCGACGAGUGGUACAGAGUAUACGUUACUCAUAUUAUCAACGAUAGUGAUGUAUCCGCGUACUUUUGCGAUUACGGUGACGUGAUGGUAAUAUCCCGCGACAACUUGCGGCUAUUGAAAAGCAAAUUCUUGAAAUUGCCGUAUCAAGCGGUAAAAGCUAAACUCGUCGGAAUAGAGCCGAUAAAUGUUGACUGGACGGUGACCGAUUGCAUCAAAUUUAAGGAUUUAGUGCUCGAAAAGAACUUUGUCUCCGUAAUUCAUCAGUCUAUAUUCGACGAUCUCUCGCCAGUCAAUGGUACAAUGCUGGGUUUACGACUGAUUGACGUUAGCACCGAAAGAGACAUUUAUAUCGACAAAUUAUUAGUAGAAGAGAGACGUGCCAAAUACAUCGAAGGAUUUUUGAAUGAAGAGCUUCCUUCUUAGGUUGUUACAUUUGUUCGGCGAGCAAAAAUAUUUUCUUUAUGAUUAUGUUAUUAUUAUUUUACGACGCCAUGCGUUCCAUGUAAAUGAUAAUUUGUUAUUCUUUUAUAAGAUUUUUUUCUUCCGUGAAAGCACAGCGGCACAUCGAUGCGCACGCGAACGUUACAAAAAGGAAUAACAAAUUAUUAUUAUUUUAGUUUUAUGUCGAUUAAAUUUGUCUCUUCAAUUAGUUUUGUUAUUUGAAAAUUUUCUUUUUCUUAAAUAUUAAAAGAUAUGAACAAGAUUACACGCACGUGGCCAGUUAACUUACAGAAGUUCUCGUUUUUACUUAUUUUCGUUUAACGGUUUAUUUAUGCGUAUAUUACAAUAGUCUUCUCAAUGUUAUUAUCAAUUACGUUUUUGUUAUUACACAUAGACAGAGAUGUAAUUACUGUUAAACUUGUAACGAAGUGCAGUUUAUUUACAAGCAAGUUUUAUUAUAAUUUUGUUAUAUUUUUUUAAAAACAUUGAUUUUAUGUCAAGUAUUCUUUAACAACGUUAUGUUGUCUCCAUUAUAAUUUUUUGUCGUUCAACUUUGCAGGGUUAACAUUAAACGAAACAGUAUGAUUGUCUAACGACAAAAGAUUGGCUGUGUAUAAUAUAUUAAUUAACUAAGUAAAGCAUUCCAAAUAUCUGUAAAUUAAAAAACAUACUAUAGAUUAAAAAAAUAAAUUUAUAUAUAUAGUUUCUAUAUAUGUACAAUUGAUACACACAUAAGCGCGCGUACAUACAAAAUAUAUAUUGAACAUUACACAAUUAGUCGUUUCUAAUACGUGAUCUGACCUCCUGGAUUGGAAUAAUUUACUUUAUUGCCAUAUAUUGUAUGCGUAACACUAGAAAUUCUCACGAGGUUUAUUGUAACGAAUAUUUUUAUUUUUUUAUUGAUCUGCAACUAAAGUUACAUGUAAAAUAAAGUUUAUCUAUAAUAA
This is a messenger RNA of Solenopsis invicta (red fire ant), 6452 nucleotides long. It is a transcript of the gene tapas, whose product is annotated as tudor domain-containing protein 7. Lineage: Eukaryota; Metazoa; Arthropoda; Insecta; Hymenoptera; Formicidae. Gene Ontology annotation, biological process: spermatogenesis. The record is from RefSeq and is a predicted model, not a curated record. The coding region runs from base 2389 to 5487 and encodes 1032 amino acids. The transcript has 15 exons.